This is a messenger RNA of Linum trigynum, 438 nucleotides long. The record is from the annotation of a GenBank genome assembly. NCBI's taxonomy places the organism in Eukaryota, Viridiplantae, Streptophyta, Magnoliopsida, Malpighiales, Linaceae.
AUGAGAGGCGCUCCGCCUUCUUGCCUGAUGGGAGGCACUCCGUCUCUAGCCCGCCGAGCAAUGCUCGAGCCUUGCCCAAAGGCGGAAGGCGUGAAUCAUUCCCCAGAGGGAGGACCGCUCGGAGGUGGGAAGAAUUCCCCGGAGGGAGCAUCGCUCGGAGGCGGAGUCUUCGAGCCUAACCCGGAGGUCGGAGGCGUGAGUCAUUCCCCAGAGGGAGGACCGUUCGGAGGCGGGAAGAAUUCCCCGGAGGGAGCAUCGCUCGGAGGCGGAGUCUUCGAGUCUAACCCGGAGGUCGGAGGCGUGAGUUAUUCCCAGAGGGAGGACCGCUCGGAGGCGGGAAGCAUUCCCCGGAGGGAGCAUCGCCCGGAGGCGGUAAGCAUUCUCCGGAGAGAGCAUCGCUCGGAGGCGGGAAUCUUCGAGCCUAGCCUGGAGGCAUGA